AUGCUUCUUCUUCCCAUAAUAGCUUUCGCCUCUAUCGCUGCUGCGAAGACCUGCUCCUAUAGCUUGAAGGGCUCUAUCGUCGAUGACCCGAUUAUGGGUUGGACGGCCUCGGCUGAGCUGGACGACAAACUCGGCAUAUAUCCCAACAAGGUCCUCUGCGGGAACGGCUCCGGUAACAGCAUGCUAAAGCAGAAUGAUAAGAAAGAAUGGACUAUCGGAUGUCAGCAGGGAUUCGAACUGACCCUCAGCGAGAGAGGAAACCAUGUCACGUUUAAGAAUGGUGCUUUGACUUACGAGUGGAGUACUGGUGCCAAACCUGACAAACAGGACUGCUAUGGUGCCUGUCAGGACAAGGGUGGCAUAUGUGUGAAAUGUACUGAGUACGAUUUCACCUCUGAGGGAGGGUGUCAGUAG
Molecule: messenger RNA, 414 nt
Organism: Neoarthrinium moseri
Lineage: Eukaryota; Fungi; Ascomycota; Sordariomycetes; Amphisphaeriales; Apiosporaceae
Exons: 1
Coding region: 1-414 (137 amino acids)
Source: RefSeq, a predicted model, not a curated record